CAAGCGAUGAACACAGCAGCAUUCAGGUUUCUGGCGAUUGCAGCGCUUUGCGCCUUUGCGCUGCCCGCAACGACGCAAGCUUUGACCAUUGAACCCCGCAGCAGUUGGGGUGCUGCGAGUGCCCGGUCUCCCUCACGUGUGAACGGCGCUGUGGAAUAUGUGAUCAUCCACCACUCGGAUAAUCCCAAUGGGUGCACCACGUCGCAGCAGUGCCAGCGCCUGAUUAAGAACAUACAGUCGGAUCACAAGGGCAGACGGAGUUUCAGCGACAUUGGCUACAAUUUCAUUGUAGCUGGCGAUGGCAAGGUGUACGAGGGUCGCGGCUUUGGACUGCAGGGCUCCCAUGCGCCCGGCUACAAUCGCAAGAGCAUUGGCAUCGUAUUUCUGGGCAACUUUGAGAGCAGCGCGCCCUCGGCACAGAUGCUGCAGAACGCCAAGGAUUUGAUUGAACUGGCCAAACAGGGUGGCCACCUAAAGAACGACUACACUCUGCUGGGCCAUCGACAGACCAAGGCAACCGCCUGCCCCGGCACGGCGCUCUACAACGAGAUCAAGACCUGGCCGCACUGGAAACAGAUUUAAAACUUUAUGUGAAUUUCGAUAGAAUAUAUAUGUAUAUAUAUAUAUAACUAGGCAUAUAUAUAUACAUAUUCUGCGGAAUUUUCAACGAAACAAAAGUGAAAUUUACGCUUUGAAAACCAUAUUUCUUGGCUUAAAAAUAAAUGCUGACUUUUAAUACCUAUACAAAUCAAGACUAUCGAUCGGUAUUAAAAAAAGUAACAAUAUUAUUCCAAAUCAAAUUAUACUAGACAAAAACUCUGAUCUUACCUCUUGAGUUUUGCAUAGGUUGUAUACCAAAUCGAUCAGUAAAAGUCUUAAGUGAUAUAUUAUAACAAAAUGGAACUUUUUUAAGUCGAGAGAUAACAAACUAUUCGAACCGACUUUAUUUGCAAAUAUUCCGAUUUUUGUCAGU
Messenger RNA from Drosophila novamexicana, 973 nucleotides. It is a transcript of the gene PGRP-SB1, whose product is annotated as peptidoglycan-recognition protein SB1. The record is from RefSeq and is a predicted model, not a curated record. The transcript is spliced from 2 exons. The coding region runs from base 7 to 582 and encodes 191 amino acids. Gene Ontology annotation, biological process: innate immune response; peptidoglycan catabolic process. Lineage: Eukaryota; Metazoa; Arthropoda; Insecta; Diptera; Drosophilidae. Gene Ontology annotation, molecular function: N-acetylmuramoyl-L-alanine amidase activity; peptidoglycan binding; zinc ion binding.